Drosophila hydei is the source of this 1112-nucleotide messenger RNA. RefSeq lists its product as uncharacterized. Bases 130 to 900 code for a protein of 256 amino acids. Gene Ontology annotation, biological process: regulation of tube size, open tracheal system; septate junction assembly. Gene Ontology annotation, cellular component: membrane; septate junction. The transcript has 4 exons. NCBI's taxonomy places the organism in Eukaryota, Metazoa, Arthropoda, Insecta, Diptera, Drosophilidae. The record is from RefSeq and is a predicted model, not a curated record.
AAUCGAUAUUUUUGUCAUCCCUAGCCCCACCUUGCAGUUGGGUGUGUGCAACGAAUUAAUUUGUUUUUCAGUUGUUUAUAGUGCGUUAAGCUAGUUAUUUUUUUAUAUUGUAAAUAAAGUGCCUUCACAAUGCGUAAUUUGGGCAAACAGCAGUCGCAGGACACCACCGACACGAGUGUGGAGAAGGGCGACUAUCCGCGUGCGACAAAUGGAGUCGUAUUUGGGGCAAUUAUUACCUUUGCCAGCUUUUUUGUAUUGAUGAUGUCCUUCUGCUCACCCUACUGGAUCGAAUCGUAUGAGGAGACGCGCAGCAGCUUCAAAAACAUGGGACUCUGGCAAUACUGCUUCAAGAACUUCGUCUAUCCGAACUACCAAUUCCCCAAGCAAUUCACGGGCUGCCAUUUGAUCUUCUCACAUGAUUAUUAUGUGAUACGCGAAUAUCUGCUGCCUGGCUGGCUGAUGGCCGUGCAGGGCUUUGUAACGAUGUCAUUUAUCAUAGUCUUCGCUGUGCUGACGCUGCUAUCGCUCACUAUCAUUCGACUGCCUUUGAAGCCUGUGCUGCAGUACGAAUGGCUGCUCGUGCGCAUGUCCUACAUAGGCACAGCCGUCUCCUCGCUGUUCAUGUUCUUGGCCGUUUGCAUCUUUGGCGGCUGUGCUUAUCGACGUGAUUGGCUGAUGUAUCCGAAAUUUAAUGUGCUUGGCUGGUCGUACGCUCUGGCCGUGGUCACCUUUAUGCUAUUGGGUCUGGCUGCUCUCAUACUACAGCGCGAAGCUCGUCAGGCCUACGAGGCACGCGGCGAGCAAAAGAAUCUGGUGAUGCAAAUGGAAAUGCAGGAGCCCGGCUAUCAGCCACCGCGUCAUCAUCAUAGCCAGUCGCGCAGCCUGCAGGGCUACAUAUAGUUGGCAACUAAAGACAGAAGCGUUAUAUAUUCAACUUAACACUCAACUCGACUUCGAUUCAAUUCCAUUUACAAGCCGUCCAAGCAGAACCUUUGCUGCAAACUGAAUCUCUUCUUUUUUUAUUUUAAACUAAGUGCCUUUUGGAAUUUGUAGUGCAAAUUUUGUUUAAAUAUUGUAGACUUAGCUAUAUCUGCUAUAUGUCAGUCUAACAA